Molecule: messenger RNA, 1813 nt
Organism: Fragaria vesca subsp. vesca
Lineage: Eukaryota; Viridiplantae; Streptophyta; Magnoliopsida; Rosales; Rosaceae
Product: probable protein phosphatase 2C 5-like
Exons: 8
Coding region: 57-1337 (426 amino acids)
Biological process (GO): protein dephosphorylation
Molecular function (GO): protein serine/threonine phosphatase activity
Source: RefSeq, a predicted model, not a curated record
UUCCGGUGAUUGUAAAACUGAGUCACUUGUCUCUUGAAAAUGUCACAAGGACUAAAAUGAGUGAGACUGAAGUAGCAAGGAUGAAAUCUCCUCUUGUUCCACUUGCAACUUUGCUUGGGCGUGAGAUUAGGAGCGAGAAGGUUGAGGAACCCUUUUUGAAGUAUGGGCAGGCUGCUUUGGCAAAGAAAGGAGAGGAUUAUUUUCUGAUAAAACCAGAUUGCCGUAGAAUUCAUGCGAAUCCUUCAACCUCAUUUUCUGUUUUUGCGAUAUUUGAUGGGCAUAAUGGUAUAUCAGCUGCUAUUUAUGCAAAGGAGACUUUAUUGGAUAAUGUUUUGAGUGCAAUUCCUCAAGGUCUCACUCGGGACGAAUGGCUUCAAGCCCUGCCUCGGGCACUGGUUGCUGGUUUUGUGAAAACUGAUAUAGAAUUUCAGCAGAAAGGGGAAACAUCUGGUACAACUGUGACGUUUGUUGUGAUUGAUGGUUGGACUGUGACUGUUGCAUCUGUUGGGGAUUCUAGAUGCAUAUUAGACACCCAGGGAGGUGUGGUUUCACUAUUGACUGUAGAUCACAGGCUGGAAGAAAAUGAAGAAGAGAGGGAGCGUGUUACAGCUAGUGGGGGUGAAGUAGGAAGGCUCAAUGUCUUUGGGGGUAGUGAGGUUGGCCCCCUACGCUGCUGGCCUGGUGGGUUAUGCCUUUCUAGAUCAAUUGGUGACACAGAUGUGGGUGAAUAUAUUGUCCCAGUACCACAUGUGAAGCAAGUAAAGCUUUCAAAUGCCGGGGGAAGACUUAUAAUAGCUUCUGAUGGCAUCUGGGAUGCUCUGUCUUCUGAAAUGGCUGCACAGUCUUGUCGCGGAUUGCCUGCAGAGCUUGCUGCAAAGCUGGUCGUGAAGGAGGCUCUGAGGUCAAGGGGUCUGAAAGAUGAUACUACCUGCCUAGUUGUUGACAUAAUCCCAUCAGAACGUCCUGUCUUGCCUCCAACUCCAAGGAAGAAACAAAACAUGCUCACUUCACUUAUUUUUGGGAAGAAAAGUCAGAAUGGGAGCAAAACAAAUAAGCUUUCAGCGGUGGGAGUUGUGGAGGAACUGUUUGAAGAAGGUUCAGCAAUGCUCGCUGAAAGGUUGGGUAAAGAUAUUCCUUUGGAUGCAAAUUCUGGGAUCUUCCGGUGUGCAGUUUGCCAAGUGGAUCAGCCCCAAUCAGAAGGUUUAUCAGUAAAUUCUGGACCUUUCUUCUCACCAUCAUCAAAGCCAUGGGAAGGCCCUUUCCUCUGCGCAGUCUGUCGGAGAAAGAAAGAUGCCAUGGAAGGAAAGAGAAUGAGCACACCCACAGUGGCCUUGUAGUAAUAUAUCUGAUAACAUAAUUUGUUGUAUUUUUUCUCUGGCAGUGUGAGCAUGCUUGGUUUUAUGUUUUUCAGGUGGUGACUCUUAUAGAUGUGUGUAAGAAAUGAAGUUGAAAUAUGCAGAGUAAGUAGGUAUUUGGACAUGUCAACAGUUUGUGUCGAUUCUGGUUUGUGCUCAGCUGUUGGACUGACUGACUGAUAGCUAACAGAUGUGUUUAAGAUAGUUUGAUCCCUAACAGCUUUUAAUUCGCAAGCAAGUUGAAGUUUGCAUGAUGGAUACGUUUUGUUGCGGCAGCUCCCUGUACUCAGUUGGAAAAUAGCUUCUAAAAGCAUCCAACUUCUUGGUGCUGCUUCUAUUUAUUUUGUUUGAACAAUGAAAAUAUAAUUGAUACAACAAGGUUUGCUAACUAUAUCUUCCAUUUAGUGCGAAUGUCGAACUCCAUUCAUUCUUUAUAUAUGAGAGGUGUUUUUUCAUGU